UGGGCUGUCAUCAUCUCCAAAAUGGCGGACAUAUCGACGAACCAGGACUCGCUGACACUCGAGGAGACCAACAAGGUCCGAAUCAGUCUUGGCCUCAAGCCUAUUGGCGCCGCCGACGAUGCAGGCUCGGACGGCGAGCCAGUCGAGGACCGCGAUGCAAUCGCCGAGGAGAACUUUGCGCAGCGGCGCGCCGACAUGAAGCGCGAGCGCGCUGAGCGCGAGAUGAAGGAGAAGAUUGAGCGUGCAAAGAACCAGCGAGCAUUGCAUGCCAAGCUCGCUGGCUCGACACUCGGCGAUGCUGGGCGCGACGAUACGCUCGACGCCAAGAGCUGGGCCCGCAAGCUCGGCAAGCGGAAUAAGCGGCACGAGGCGGAGCUUGCAGCGCGGCGACAGCGCGAGAUGGACGAGGCGGACCGGGUCGCGUAUGGCGAGGAAGACCUGAUGGGUCUCAAGGUAGCGCACGACACGGACGCGUUUGCCGAAGGCGAGACGAUCCUCACGCUGAAAGACUCGAGGGUUCUGGAAGGGGGCGAGGACGAGCUACAGAACGUCAACCUUGCCGAUGAGGAGCGGCACGAGGCCGCGCGUGAGCGCAAGCGCAAGGCUGGGCAGGGGUAUACGGGCUACGACGACGAGGAGUUCGAGGAGGGGCGGAUCGGAAAGAAGGCCGGCGUGCUGAGCAAAUACGACGGCGAGUUUGCGGGUGCCGAGGUGGCGACUGAGGGGUUCCGCCUGGGUGCGCCUGUCAAGCGCGAGGAGACGCCCGAGAUGGAGGUGGACAUGGGCCGCGAGGCACAGGUCAAGGUCAAGCUCAACCUCGACUUUGCGCGGGAUUGGGAAGUGUCUGACUAUGCGAAAGAGGGCGAUCCGGGGUUUAAGAAACCCAAGAAGAAGAGGGCUAAGAAGUCGACACGCAGAGCCGAGGUCGAGGAGGACGAUGGAAUGGACGUCGAGCCGACGUUUACAAAGCGUGUGGUGGGUGACACGCCCGACAAUCUCGUCGACGACGACGAUCUGCAAGCCGCUCUUGCCCGAAGCCGACGACAAAUCACCAAAAAGAAGCCACGAGCCAAGCCAGAGGAUCUGGCUGCACAGAUCAAGCAAGAGCGCGAGGUCGACCCUGCACCUCAGGAGGAUGAUGGCGAUGACGACGGGCGCAUCACCUUUGACGAGACAAGCGAGUUUGUCCGUAAUGUUACGGCUGAGAGCCGCGCUGCGCCAGUUAAGAAGGAGAGGUCACGCUCCGCGAGCGCGACACCAGCACGCACCCUCGCGCCUCCCGCAGCCAAUGGCGGAACCGUUGUUGUCAAGGUCGAGCGAGUGGAUGAGGACAUUGAGAUGAGCGACGACGAGGACGAGGAUGAGAUGCUCGCGGAAAUGGCCGCGCGUGAGGGCAUGUCUCUGGCCGAGUACCGGCUCAAGAUCGACAGCCAGAUGGCUGAGCUAGGUGACAUGGCGAAGGCGCAAGAAGAGCCCGAAGCCGUUGUGGGCAACGGUCUCGCAGGCGUGCUCAAUCUCUUGCGCAACCAGGGCUCGUUGGAGAAGCGCUCUGAGGCCGAUGCUGAGCGCGAGCGUUUGCAGAAGCAGCACGACCUGUGGCUCGCCGACCACCGGCGACGGCAGGCGCAGCGCGAGCUGGAGCGCAUCGCGGCGCGCGGCGGCAACAAGGACCAGGCACAGCGCGAGUACGAGAACCGGCAGCGCGAGGCGGCGGAGGCGCGCGACGCACUCGAGGCGUUCAAGCACUACAAGCCCGAUGUGUCGAUCAAGUAUCACGACGAGUUGGGGCGCGAGAUGAGCGUCAAGGAGGCGUGGAAGAGUCUGUCACACAAGUUCCACGGCAAGACGAGCGGACGCAUGAAGACAGAAAAGCGGCUACGCAAGAUUGCCGAGGAGCAGGCGGCGCAGCGCAUGGCGGCCGGCGACACACCGCUCGGCAUGAGCAACGCGUUCGCGCGCCGCCAGGCGAAGACGGGCGAAGCACACAUGGUGCUUUCGGUAGGGAACAAGGGCAGUGCGGCUGGGCUUGCGAAGAAGCGUUGAGCCGUGUUGAUGGACCUGCGAUGUAUUUUGUGUGAGAAC
Molecule: messenger RNA, 2082 nt
Organism: Cutaneotrichosporon oleaginosum
Lineage: Eukaryota; Fungi; Basidiomycota; Tremellomycetes; Trichosporonales; Trichosporonaceae
Biological process (GO): mRNA cis splicing, via spliceosome; maturation of 5S rRNA
Cellular component (GO): U4/U6 x U5 tri-snRNP complex
Source: RefSeq, a predicted model, not a curated record